UUAAUUUAGAAUCAAUUUAAUUUCGAAGAAUCGCAAGCGGCAACGGCGGGCGAAUGCUGCUAACAACGCCGCCGAGCAAACUCGAGACAUCGAACGCAAGCGACAACAGCGGACUGCGGGCAUGACCGUCAGUGACGUCGUAGUCUCCGUCGCAGCCGAUUGUGUGUGUAACCUCAUAAUUGAGAAAUACUUUAAUCAACACUAGGGAUUAACCUAGUGAUAAACACCUGGGGCUACAGGUUUCUGCUUCGCUGGUUAAUCAUCUUCACGGAGUUGAAGGGCCGACGAAUUCUUUUUCAUAUAUAGGUCAAUUUGGCGUGUAGACGGCGGUUAGUGAACUCCCAUUAAUUCAUUUAAGACUAUCGCCUGUGACCGUUCUCGUCAACGGAAUCGAAGAGCUUUCGACUGCUCCGUAUGCCGAACGGCCAGAUUUGCCGCCAUUUUCCGUGUCGAUGAUACAGCUUUGGCUAUGGUAAGAGUAUACUUGUUAUGUGCCGGUACUUUAAAGUGCAACGUUGCUUCGCUGCGUAGGAGGCCUCAAAAUAUGCUGUUGCGUUUCCGAAGAACACGACUGUUGAAGAUGAGUUACGACAAUAUAAAGCACGCUAGUAACCCCAGAACCGAAAAGAGGUGUUAUAGAUUACUUUUAAUCAGUCGGGUUUCAUUUUAUAAUGACGGUGUACUCUGGGCACUUAACGUUGCAUAAAGCUAACUGCGCGCGCGGAACCUUUAGAUUUCGUUUCCUUCCGUGACCCAUAAAGCUCAACUCAUCAUUAUUGCUACGCUGACUUUGAUACCUCAAAAUGCUUAUUGCUGCGAGGGGAAGCGUUAUGCAAGACCCUUAGUAUCGUUUCUGACAUACUGGAGCGAAGUUUCAAUUGUGGCUAGCUAAGCAGACCAAUUGCUAAUUAUAGCGUUAUUUACUACUAUACAAAUUACUUUUAACUCAAGUACCGCUUCGUUAUUAUUUCUAUUAAUGCAACCUCGGCGCUCAGAAAUAAAGGUGACUAAGUUGUUCUAGUUUCCUUGAUGUGGAAUGUGUUCGGCUUUCCGCGGGCAAUAUUCGUAGUGGUCUUAGCGGUUAAUCUUUGUAGCGCAACCAACGCUACAAGGAUUGGUUUGGGGAUAGCCGGCUGUAGAGUAGCCAGUUCUGUCAACUGCUCUGAGAUAAUAUAAAGCAGAACGACGGCCCAUUAACGUGCCCCAAUUCCGUGCCUUUUGGCAGAGGAGCCCGAAAGGCACGUCCAAUGUCGCAUUGGAUGGUGGCACGUGCCUUUGCACCCACUACUUUCCCGAAAUUUCCGAGUGCUUUCUCCCUCUCUCUCUCUCUCUCAUUCUCAUUGGCCGGUAUGUAGCAGCAGACAGCGCGCCGCGCGCAAACGGAAACCCAGCAGCACCUUGGCCCGGUAUCGAUCCCGAGCACACCGCGUCGUCGUCCCAGUGUUUUUGCGGCCCUGGCCACCCAGCUACUUGUUGCCAGACUCUAGAGGUGGCGCUGCAAGCCAUUCUGCUGCCACCUUCGCUGCCGCGCUCUUCCUCCUUUUUUUUUCACUCUUGGGGAAGAGAGCUGCCCAAUCCCGGCGAUUCUCCCCACGCGUCGUCGUCCCUUAGUCGGGACACGCUCCGCAGCGGCGCACUCCUUUCCCAUUGGCGGGCCCCGCUUUGGGCACCAAUUUUUGUGCGCUUGGGAAUGAAAACGCCAUCUCUCGGUGGAUGCGUGACCUUUAAGGAAGCUCUUGCGCCACCUUCAUCGCAGAAUUUCUCGUCGCGAAAUCACGCCGAUAGAUGUCACCUCAUUUGCAGGAGCGCCCUGCUGAAAAAACCGAGGUUGAGAACGGGUUUUCCGGACGCUUCGCCUCGGAGUCGGUGUCGCUGGUGGACUCGAGCUUCAACUCUUCCCCUUUCGCGCCGCCGCCGUUCGCUCCGCUGUCCGGGCCCGGGGUGCCUCGCCGAGGAGAGAUAGAUUCGAACGCCGCGCUCUCAGGUGUGCGCCGACGAACGCGGGUGGCUGGGCUGCGCCUCCGUGUUUCGGAGCGGCGGAUGACGACGACUAGGACCCUUCCUGAGCCCGCUUCGGACCUCCUCUGCUAAAGUCCGGAUGUUCUCGUCGGUGCCGCGGUCUUGCAACAAAGAGCGGCCGGCGGCAAACGAGCAGCAGCCCGGCGGCGGCAUGUGACGAUGUGGGCGGCCGAGAACUACGCGCCGGGCCUGAUCGCCAUCAGCGAGAGCGCCGGUGAGAACCCUCUACAGAGCCAGCGGCCAAAAUGGCGCCGCCUGUGCCGCUACCUGGGCGUGCUGGCGUUCCUCUCGGUGCUGGGCAUCGGGCUGUGCUUCGCCAUCGCGCUCACGGUCGCCCAGCCGCCCGGCCGCGCCUCGUGGGAGUACCUGCUCAUCUCGAGCCCCAUCGUGAUCCCAGGCCUGCUAGCGCUCUACCUCUGCACGCGCCGCUGCUGCGGACUCAUCCUCAACCUUGUGUUCGCCUUCCUGGCGCUGCUGUGCGGCGCGGUGCUCGUGGCCACCGAGACGCUCGCCUCCAUCGGCAUCAUGCUCACCAUCGUGGGCGGGCUCAUCCUGGUCGUCAUCCUGGUGACGCUCGUCUACGACCGCGUCACGGGCCGCUCGUACGAUGACGAUGACGAGGACGCAGAGCUGGGCAGCGGCAUCGGCAUCGGCGCCACGGGCAGCAUACGCAACCGCAGCCUGCGGCGCCGCGCGGGCGACCUGCUCUUCGGGGACGACGUGUCCCAGAGGGCGUACCCCAACUGCGCGCCGCUGCGGCGAAGCUUCCGGCUCGCCUCGCAGAAGAAAAAGCACCACCCGCACACGCAGGUGCAGUUCAUUGUGCCCGAGCUGCCCCCGCCUUCGUCGGGCUUGCACUCGCGCAACAGCCCCGAACACGGCGUGCACACCCAGGGUUCCUCGACCGCCGCGGGAGUCGAGCGACCCGCGACGCCUGAUGGCAUGCCGCGCGGCCAUCAUGAAGCCAGCGUCGCCAGUACCAGCGGGAGGCCCGGCGGAGCCUGCGAAGCCACGCACGUCUGCACGCACGCCCCGUCGCCGCAGCCCCAACUUGUUGCCGCAGCCUCCAACGAGCAGACGUCCUGAGGACAGCCUCGUGAACGAUGCAUCGCUGACAUAACGGGACGCUCGCGCAGCGGCGAAACACAGCGUUCAGAUUCUCACCUGUUGCACC
This is a messenger RNA of Dermacentor silvarum, 3193 nucleotides long. RefSeq lists its product as uncharacterized. NCBI's taxonomy places the organism in Eukaryota, Metazoa, Arthropoda, Arachnida, Ixodida, Ixodidae. The coding region runs from base 2179 to 3105 and encodes 308 amino acids. The record is from RefSeq and is a predicted model, not a curated record. The transcript is spliced from 3 exons.